Neospora caninum is the source of this 6039-nucleotide messenger RNA. RefSeq names its product putative DNAJ domain-containing protein. The record is from RefSeq and is a predicted model, not a curated record. Lineage: Eukaryota; Apicomplexa; Conoidasida; Eucoccidiorida; Sarcocystidae. The transcript has 7 exons. Bases 1 to 6039 code for a protein of 2012 amino acids.
AUGCCGCCCGGGACGACUCACCGGAGCGGGGCUUCCCGCCGCCAGUUCUCUGGUUUCUACGGCGCCUCUGGCGAGUCAGACGGCCAGGCGUUUCCCCCAGCUGACGACCCGGGGCCCGGUCGGAAGCUCUCGUCUUCGUAUCAGUCCUCGUCGUACUUCUCUUCGAUGUACAUUCCGUCUUCUUACCUGUCUUCUUCCUUCGCGCCGUCUUCACGGCCCUUCUACCCGCGCGCCGGCGCGGCCGCUUCCGAGUCGCCGCGAGCGGGCGGCGCAGACUCUCGCUCCGCAUCCUAUGCCUCCGCGACCGGAGUCUCCUUCCGUCCCCUCACGCCGCCCUCGCCGCCCUCGCCGUCCUCGCCCCUCUCGCCCCUCUCGCCCUCGGCGGCCUCGGCGGCCUCGGCCCUGCCCGGCGCGGCGUUUCGCGGGUCUGCCUCGCCGGCGAAGGCGGCGUCUCGGGAGUUUUCUCGCGACGCCCUCGCCCACUCUGCAGACGUGGAGCACCUGAAGCGGGUGGUGAGCCGCAUCGAGCGCGACCACACGGCGAAGCGCCGCCAGAUCCACCAACAACAGACGCUGCUGCAGCAGCAAGAGACUCUGCUCCUGCACCAGGAGCGUCAGUUGUUGGAGCGCGAAGAGGAGAUCCAGCGGCUGUCUCGGGAGUUGGCCGAGCUGAAGGUCGAGGCGAAGGAACGCAAAGUGAUGGCCGAGGAGGCGCGGUCUGCCUGGCUCGACGCGACUCGAUCGCUGCAGGCCUUCAAGGCGCGAGUGUGCGACGGCGAGGAGACUCACCGCCUCGUGGCAGACGUCCUGAGCGAGGCGGAGAAGAAGGAAAAGAACCUCGCCGAGAAGAUCGCCUUCCUCGAGAAACAGUGCAGUCGAAACUGCAGAGGCGGCCCGAACGCGAGACUGCGGAGCGGGACCGCCGAGACGCAGGCGCGGGGCGAGGCCGGAGACACGGUCACGCGCGCGUGUGAACGGCCCGAAGAAGCGAGCAGAGGGAGAGAGGCUGUCGGCCACUUCCUCGGCAUGCUGAAGCAUACUGCCCGCGGGGACGCGGACGCUGAGAGGCGCGAAGACGCUGCGCCCCAGUCGGCGCAAGAGCCCGUGCGGCGGCUCCUCGCCGCGAACCCGAGCCUCGCUGACGCCGAGGAAGUCCUCGCGUUUCUCUUCCAGAGCCUGCGGCGCGAAACCCUGCAGGUUCGUCUGUACGUCCAGCAGCGCCGCGCACUGCGCGCCGUGGAGGCCGCGGACGACUCCGACUCGUCCUUUGAGAGCGAAGAGAACGCCUGGGUGGAGGAGGCCUACGAGAAGCUGCGGGCUCACCACGUCCCGAAGGAGAGUCUGUUUCUUCUUUUUUUCUUCUCCCGCACCUCCACGCUCCACAAAAUCAUGCUGACGUGCCUCGAAGAAGGCAACACGCGCUGGCUCGGCCUUCUCAAAGAAGCAAUCGUCGCGCAGUUCCUCCACCGACGCCUCGUCUCGCUCCAAGACCUCUCCCGGCACCCUUUUCUUUCUCCUGAACGACGCAUCGACCGGGAAGGACAGGCAGCGCGGGAGAGCCACGCAGACGGCGGGACGAGACGCAUCGAAGACGAGACCGCGUGCGCUGGCGAGGCGGCCGCCGAGCAGUUCUCAGCAGGCGACGACGGCUGGCUCCGCUCGCAGGACCCGCGCGAGAAAUCUUGCGGCGCGGGGUCGACGCGCGAAGAGCGGGAGAAGGAAAACGCGCAAUGCAGAGAGGGGACGCUCCAGGCCCGUCUUUCGGGCGAAAGGAAGGGAGAGGAGAAACCGCGCGCAAGGGACUCGACCUCCCCACACAAGGGCGGCAGUGAGGAAGAGCCCCGCCACGCUGAGAACCUCAACCACGCCUUGGAAGCGCGGACAACAGAUGCUUCUCUCUCUCUCGCCGCCGAGCAGCAUCCGCUUCUCGUUCUCCUUCGCAGUUCGCGCGGCAACUGGCAAGCGUCUCUUGCGUGGCUGUCCCAGUCGCUUCUCGCCGCAGGACCUUCCUUCUUCUCCCUCCACUACUCUUCGCCCCACGCACAGCCACACUCUUCUUCUUCUUCUUCCUCUUCUUCUUCUUCGGAUUUUGAGGGGCGCGAAGGCGGCGAGGCCGCGGCUGUCGCGUCGGCUGGUCGCGCAGGACAGUUGGUGGACGAAGACGGAAACAGUGUGCUGCACUGGACAUGCAAGCGGAAUGCGCCGGAAGUCAUUUCGCGGUUCAAUCUGCUUGCGCUAUCGACGCUGUCGAUUUUCUCGAGAAACAAGAAGGGGGAGACGCCGGCGGACCUGCUCCCGCCGCUCCUCGCGCCGCCGAGCGACAACUCAGCAGACCGGCUGAGCAACAGCGCGAUCGUCAACGCCCAGAAAUGCAUCAAACUGUGGAGACCCAUCGUCUUUGAAAUCGCCAACAAGGCGAGCGCCUGUUACCGAACCCACGAAAACGAAGCGGCCUACUACUGCUCGGCGUUGAUGCCCUCGUACCGCGGGGCGUACGACACGGCAGCAGAAGCUUCCGAAUUGCUGCUCGACUGGGAAGGCGCAGUGUCGGCCAUGACCCAGAUGCAGCAGCGCUGCGGCGCCUCCUUCACUGCGGCGGAUCGCCUGAGGAAAGAGCGAUUCGAGGCGCAGCUUAAGGCGUCCGCCUUCCAAGUGCUCGGCGUUGAGAAGGGCGCUUCCGCAGCCCUCAUCAACCGAGCGUUUCGCAAGUGGAGCAUUCGCUUUCACCCGGAUAAAGCGGCGGGUCUCACCCCCGAUCUCCGGCUCCGCAACGAAAACUUUUUCAAGAGGUUGAACGAAGCGCGACUGGCCCUCCUGGAUCGGGAGCGGUGCGCCGUCCACCUGCGGCUGCCGCACCAGCCGCUGUACGAACACCCUGGCGAAGCGGCCGAGAUUUUGCAGUCCUCGCGAAAGCCCGCGCCUGCGAAUCCCUCCCGCCGCGAGGACGGCACCUCGCCCUCAACGGCAGUCCGUGCGUCGUGCGGCGCGUCGACUCCCCCGCCUUCGCCUCUGCGGAAAGCGGCUUCUCCAAAAUCGGAGGCAAAGUCGCGUGCGUCCUCGGAGCUGGGUGCGGCGAGCCUGGACGAUUUGCGUUAUCAGCGAGAGGCGCUCCUGCGGUCGCUGACCAGUCUGGGCAGUCAACGGAGAGCCGUCGAAGAAGAAAUCGCCGAGCAGGAGAAACGCGACGGCGAGCGCGGCGGCGGAGACGCUGAGCCGCACGCGCUGCGCGCCAGUCGCCAGCACCGCGAAAUCGAAAUUCGAAAGUUGAAAGAAAAGGAAGAAGCGAAACGCCAGAAACUCGCUGAAGUCCUCAACGAAUUGCAACUCAGACUCAAACAAGGAGCCGAGCAAGAAGACAGAGGAGAGGGGGAAGAGAGCGAAAAGGGGGAAGAGGGGGAAGACAGGAAAGGCAGAGAAGAGAGGAGGGAGAGUGGUGUCGCAGGAGCGGCAGCGAGGCGAGGCGAUUCGAUGCCAGGAAGUCAGCGGGUCAGCAUCGACGUGCCUUCGACUCGAGAGGCGACGGAGGCGCCGUCCUUUUCUUUUGAGAAGGAACGGGGGGUGGAAGGCGGAGAGAGUGAGGCUGCGCAUGCACCGGGGUUUUCUCAGUCCGCGUCGCGCUUUCCUCCGGUGUCUUCGCGGCUCGGGAAGGGGAGCCGUCGCGCGGGCGAAGAACGCGAAGACGCCGAUGAAGAAAAUGAUUUUCUGCAGGCCUGUGGAGAGGCCGCAGACUGGGGCGACGAGGAGACGGAUUCGGAAGACCAUGACUUCUUUUCGAACCAAAACGUUUUUGAGAUGCCCAGGGGGGAUGCAUCGAAGGGGGCAGAGACGCCGGCGCCUGGGAGAGAAGGCGUGAGGGAGAAGGCGCCCACCGAGAAAGAGACGAGCGAGAUAGAAGACGCUUUCUUCGGACUGCCUUCGCGGGAUGCCUCGGAGGCUGCGUUUUCCUUCGAGGGGAACCUUUCCCGAAGCUCCACCAAGGCGGGCGAGGCUUCGAACCAUUCCUCCUCCUUCUCGUCCUUCGCGUCGUCUUCGCCUUCUUCCUUCUCUUCGCUCUCUGCCUCGCUCGCGCGCGCCAAGGAGGUCUUGACGCGCGCCUCUGCGCUGGCAAGCGAGAGCUCUCCUCAGACAAAAGGCACACGAGCAAGACACUCGUUCUUCUCUCCGCCACCCACCCCAUCUUCCUCGGCGCCUUCUGCGUCCUCGUCUCUCCCUUCCACACAAAUCCCCGGCGCCACCUUCCUCGCCUCUUCUUCCUCUUCUUCUUCUUCCUCUUCAUCCUCCUCUUCUUCCUCUUCAUCCUCCUCUUCUUCUUCCUCUUCCUCCUCUUCUUCCUCCUCUUCUUCCGCUUCUUCGUCUUCUUCGACUGCGUCGUCUUCCCUAGCGGCGAGCAAAGCUUUCCGGGAUGUGCGCGGGAAAAGUUGCAUAUCUCCACGGAAGAAGAGCAUGGGGGUGAACAAGACGGAGACAGCUCGGCGGUUUUUUGCAGCGCCGGAGGAGCUGUUGAGGGAGCGCAGAGGAGAGACGGAGCGGAAGAAGAUGGCCCCGCCGCCUCUGUAUAAGACUCCGAUUCCUCUCUUGAAGAAGAUCACUUCGAAGGCCCCAGAGAAGACGGAGACGAACAACGAGAAAGCAAGGGAAACAAAAGAAACGAGUCAGAACUCUCAUCCCCUUUCCACUUCUUCGCUGUCGUCGACGUCCUCUCCGGCUGAGUCCGCGCGAGAGAAGACGCCCCCCGCGAGUGCCUCUCGUGCUUUCGCGUCUUCGACGGAGGCAGAGCGCACAGGCGAGUUGCCCAAGUCUGGGAGUUUCGCCGCAAAGACGCCGAGCCCAUUUCUUUUUCGCGAGGCGCAUCAGACUCUCGGAAACCCGCGAACGACUGACGGGCGGAAGGCGAAUCGGCUCUCGGAGGGAGCGAAGGCAGGCGAGCGAAGAGCGGAAGGCCCCUCGAGGCGGAAGGACCAGAGAACUGCCCGGCCACCUAGCCGGGACAGCCUGAGCGAUCAGAACUUUGGCGAGAGGGAGGAGGCUAGCGGAGAGAGUCAGGGAAGAACCGGGGACUCGGUGAGCGAGGGAGAGCGAGCGGAGACGGUUGGGGCAGGGAAGAGCAAUACGUUCGAGGAUUCGUUCUCGCCGCGAGCUUCAGGCAGAGGCGAAGCCUCGCGCACGACUUCCUCUCGCGACACCAAACCUGCGUCUCCAGAUCCUCUCCUGGGCACUGCAGACCGACACAGGCUCUUCGCUCCUUCCUCUUCUUCUGGUUCUCCUGUUUAUGCUGGCAAGGUGCGGAAGGAAGAAAGCGUGACUGGCGGCGGCCAGACGUCUCUCUCUGCUUUCCGAGGGGAGAGGGGCGGGGCGCGAGAGGAGCCUGCUGGGAGCCUGCGGUCGCCGGGGGUUUCCCAACUCAGCGACGACGCCAAUGGUCGGGCGGAGACCCGCUCGGAGGCGGCAAACGACAGGCUGUCGAACCCUGGCAGAGACAGUCGAGAGACGGAGGAAAGAAGGGAAGGGGGGGGAGAAACGCGAGAGGACAAUCCUGCCGGCAAGAGAAAGCUGAGAAUCGGAGAAGGCCAGACUCUCGGCUCUUCUUGCCCCGUGCUCAACACGGACAGGGGAGACGACUGCUUAUCCUCACGUCGUUCCCACUACCCUGGUCCAGACACCCAAGCAUCCUUUCCGUCUUUGUCUGCUUCGUCCUCCUCUUGUUCGUUUUCGGCGUCUUUGGGUGGGUUUGAGGGGAGAGCAGGGGGGGAGGGCGAGACGGCGAGCAGUGUGUCGCGGAGCGAGAAGGGACAAACUCCGGGGCGGAAGGCACCUGCGCUUUUCUUCGUGCCGGAAGCUCGCCACGCCGCCGCUGCGCCUUCUCUCUCAGCUCUGGCGGCUUUGCGCCCGCGGGCUGCCUGCAGCGGCGAGAAGAGACAGGAACGCGACGCACGCCGAGAGAAGGGGACCGCCGACGGGAGCUCGCACGGCCGCCGGCAGUUCUCUCCACACCAGGAGGAAGUCGUGCGCGAGUUUCUGGCAGAGAAAUACGGCUUCUAA